Messenger RNA from Ostreococcus lucimarinus CCE9901, 3522 nucleotides. The record is from the annotation of a RefSeq genome assembly. Lineage: Eukaryota; Viridiplantae; Chlorophyta; Mamiellophyceae; Mamiellales; Bathycoccaceae.
UGGGCCAACGAAAGAACCAAGCCCAAGCCAAACCUGGUGCGAGCGCUGUUGACGCGACAUAAGCUCACAUUCGUGUGGACGGGGGUGCUGUUUGGUAUCGCGCAAGCGUCUUUGUUUGCUGGGCCGUUAUUGUUGCGCGAAAUUAUCGCUGGACUUGAAUGCGAAAAAUUCGCUGAGAAGUUCGGCGUCUCGGCUGCCGCCGCCGGAUGUACGGCGAAGCGCAAGAUGUAUGAGUACGCAAUUCUUCUCGCCGCAGCGUCGAUUUUGCAAAACUUUUGCACAGCGCACACGGAAUUCGCGCUUCAAAAGAUUGGCAUAUCGGUUCGUAACAGUUUGAUGUGCGCGCUGUAUCGCAAAGUGUUGCGACUGUCGCCAAAAGGACUACAAUCCGAGUCGACGGGGCGCAUCGUGACUUUGAUGUCGAACGACGUCAACAAAUUGCAGGAACUGUUUGCCAUGAUCCACAACUUAUGGGCAGCGCCGAUUUUCAUCGUUGCGUCCUUCGUGCUACUUUACGACGUUCUCAAGUGGAGUGCCUUCAUUGGUUUUGCAUGCAUCCUCGUCGCAGCGCCCUUCACCUUCUUCGUCGCCAUGACUUUGUUCAAGAUUAGACGUGGCUUGGUUAAGUGCGCGGAUGAGCGUAUUAACAUUGUGGGCGAGCUUAUUAAUGGCAUGCGCGUGAUCAAGUACUACGCAUGGGAGAACACGUUCGCCGAUAGAGUCAGAAAGAUUCGCGACCGCGAAGUCGGUUUAGUCUGGAAAUCGCAAAAAGUGGGCGCACUUUUUGGAGUCGCUCUCUUCAGUACUCCGGUCUUCAUUGCCGUGUGUUCUCUCGGCACUUAUUCUCUCUCUGGAAACCCGAUCAUCACGAGUAAAGCCUACACGGCCUUGGCUCUGUUCAACAUGCUCCGUUUCCCCCUCGUGCUCGUGCCGUUUCUGCUCAACACGUUGCUCAACGCGCUCAACGCGAUUCAGCGUUUAGCGUCCUUCCUCGACGCGGACGAGUAGAAGAAAGAGAAGAAAAUUGAAGAGGACAAGUUGGAAGAAGCUGUCACCGUCGAUGAAACCGUGGUAAACGUCACCGUGGCUGAAGAAGAACCAUUUGAACUCGCUGGGCUCGACUUUGAAGUAAAACCUCGGACUCUGACCAUGAUCGUCGGCCCAGUCGGUUGCGGCAAAUCGACGCUCGCUUCGGCGCUCAAUAAGUUUGUCACGUGCAAGAGCGGCGAUAUCAAAGUGAGUGGUGCGGUAUCAUUCUGCGCGCAACAAGCGUGGAUCUUAAACGCGACUGUCAAAGAGAACAUCGUAUUUGGCCAGGUGUACGAUGAGAACAAGUACGAAAAGGCUGUCCGCCUGGCGCAGCUCGCGUCAGAUCUAGAAAUUUUGCCCGCGGGCGACCAAACGACCAUCGGCGAGCGCGGUGUGACGCUUUCGGGCGGCCAAAAGCAGCGCGUUGCCAUUGCGCGUGCUUUGUACGCGGAAAGCGAUGUUUACAUCUUUGAUGAUCCCCUGAGCGCCGUAGAUAACCACGUCGGCUCUGCGCUCUUCAAGGAAGUCAUGACGGGAGAACUGAAGGACAAGACUGUGAUUCUCGUCACCAACGCGCUUCAGUAUUUGCCCAGAGCCGAUCAAGUCGUGGUGCUGGGCGACGGCAAGAUGCAAGAAGUUGGCAACUACAACUCGCUCAUGGCUAAAAAAGGUGCUUUUUGCGAGCUUAUGAAGACGCAUGGCAUCGAUCGCGACGAAGGCGACGGAUCCACAGAGAAGAAGACGGAAAAGCCUGAUCUCUUCCGUCAACGAACUGUUAUCAACUCUUCUGCCAAGGACGUCGACGCGACCAAAGAAGAAGAACGCGCGACGGGCAACGUUAGCGCGCGCGUGUAUCUCAAGCUUUUCGAAGCCACGGGAACGAAGUGGAACUUCAUUUUUGUCAUAAUGUUUUUUGGCUGCGAGUACGGAACCAAGGCUUUCCUCGAUUAUUGGUUGACUUGGUGGGCGACGAAUCAGUUCGGGUGGACGAGCAACGAAUAUCUUCUCAUGUACUUUGGGAUCUUUGUCGUCAACGGCAUUUUUAUCUUCGUUCGAAGUCUUACUCUCUACUUUUUCCUCUGCCGCGCAUGCCGAUGGAUGCACGAAAACUUGCUCUCGCGAGUGAUGAAGAUGCCCAUGAGUUUCUUCGACACCACCCCGAGUGGCCGCAUCAUUAACCGCUUCAGCCGUGACACAGAGACAAUUGAUAUCGUGUUGCCGGGCAUCGUCGUGCAGUUCCUCGGGUGCAUCUCAAACAUCAUCACCACGCUCAUCAUUGUGUGCGUGGCCACGAAAUGGUUCACUGUUGCCCUGCCGCCUAUCCUCAUUCUUUACCUCUCGAUUCAGAGAUUUUACAUCCCUGCUUGCCGCGAGUUGCAGCGUAUUGAGUCCAUCACGCGAUCACCGAUCUACAGCGGAUUGGGCGAAGCCGUAAGCGGCGUCGAGACUAUUCGAGCGUACCGGGUCGGCGGGCACUUCACCAUGAUGGCGAACCGCUUAAUGGAAAAGAACGCUGACGCCUACGUCACGCAGCGCCUCGUCGCUCUCUGGCUCGCGAUUCGGUUGCGUCUCAUCGGCAGCGUCAUCGUCUCUUGCGCCACGUUCUUGGUGAUCCAGGGUAACGUGAGCGCCGGUCUGGCCGGUUUGACGCUCGUGUACGCGCUUGAUGUCACCAAGUACAUGGAACACGGCACCAACAUGGCGAGCGAAUUGGAAACAAAAAUGAACGCCGUCGAGCGUAUCGUAGAAUACUUGGAUAAGCCGUUGGAGAGCUCUCACGAUACCGAUGCCAGCGUCGCCCUCGGCAUUCCUGUGGAUUGGCCGAAGAAGGGUAAGCUCGAGGUCGAUAAUCUCAGCAUGCGCUACCGCCCUGGCUUGCCUUUGGUGUUGAAAAACUUGACCUUCACCGUCAACUCGGGCGAAAAAGUAGGCAUUUGCGGUCGUACCGGUAGCGGUAAGUCUUCCAUGUUCGUCGCUCUAUUCCGGAUCGUCGAACCGGCGACGGGUACGGUGCGCCUGGAUGGGAUUGACAUCAGAGCGCUCGGAUUGCGAGACUUGCGAUCCAAGAUGGCUAUGAUUCCGCAAGAUCCGUUCAUGUUUGCCGGUUCCAUUCGCAGUAACCUGGAUCCCUUCGACGAGCAUCAAGAUGAUGCGGUGUGGGAAGUGUUGGAGAAGGUUGGAUUGCGUCCGAUGGUGGACAAGAGCGCGAAGCGCUUGGACAUGGAGGUGAUCGACAACGGCGCCAACUUUUCGCUCGGACAGCGACAGCUUCUGUGCAUGGGUCGCGCUUUGCUGCGCCAAAGCCGCGUAUUGAUGAUGGACGAAGCCACCGCAUCAGUUGACAUGGAUAGCGACGCUUUGAUUCAGAAGACCGUGCGCGAAGCCUUUAGCGACUGCACGACGCUCACCAUCGCGCAUCGCUUGAACACCAUCAUGGACAGCGACAAGGUGGCCUUCUUGGACAGAGGUGAACUCGUCGAAUACGGCGAGCCG